Triticum turgidum subsp. durum (durum wheat) is the source of this 1110-nucleotide messenger RNA. The record is from the annotation of a GenBank genome assembly. Lineage: Eukaryota; Viridiplantae; Streptophyta; Magnoliopsida; Poales; Poaceae.
AUGGGCAUGGAGAUGAUCACGAAUGUGUCCGAGUACGAGAGGCUGGUCAAGGAGAAGCUGCCCAAGAUGGUGUACGACUACUACGCCUCCGGCGCAGAGGAUCAGUGGACGCUCAACGAGAACAGGGAGGCCUUCUCCAGAAUCCUGUUCCGACCACGCGUACUGAUUGAUGUGUCCCAUAUCAACAUGGCCACAAAUAUCUUGGGCUUCGACGUCUCCAUGCCGAUCAUGAUCGCUCCCACGGCCAUGCAGAAAAUGGCUCACCCUGAAGGAGAGCUUGCUACUGCAAGAGCAGCGGCAUCUGCAGGGACCAUAAUGACAUUGUCUUCAUGGGCUACUUCUAGUGUGGAAAGGGUUAACUCAGUAGGACCCGGGAUUCAUUUCUUCCAGCUUUAUGUUUACAAGGACAGGAAUAUAGUUCGGCAACUCGUGAAAAGGGCUGAAAUGGCGGGGUUCAAGGCGAUCGCCCUCACCGUCGAUACUCCAAGGCUCGGCCGCAGGGAAGCUGAUAUCAAGAACAGGUUCAACUUGCCUCCACAUCUGGUGCUGGAGAACUUUGCGGCGCUGGACCUCGGCAAGAUGGACAAGACAGAUGAUUCUGGGCUGGCUUCCUAUGUUGCUAGCCAAGUCGACCAAUCUCUUUGUUGGGAGGACGUCAAGUGGCUGCAGACAAUUACCUCGUUGCCGAUCUUGGUGAAAGGUGUCAUGACUGCAGAAGACACUAGGAUUGCCAUCGAGUACGGCGCGGCCGGCAUCAUCGUGUCCAACCAUGGCGCUCGGCAGCUGGACUAUGUCCCUGCAACCAUCAGCUGCCUGGAAGAGGUGGUCAGAGAGGCGAAGGGACGGCUGCCGGUGUUCCUGGACGGCGGCGUCCGGCGUGGCACCGACGUGUUCAAGGCGCUGGCACUCGGAGCCGCGGGAGUGUUCAUCGGUAGGCCGGUGCUGUACUCGCUGGCGGUGGACGGCGAGGCGGGGGUGCGGAAGGUGCUGCAGAUGCUGCGGGACGAGCUGGAGCUGGCCAUGGCGCUCAGCGGGUGCCCGUCGCUCCGGGACAUCACCCGCGCCCACGUCGUCACCGACGGCGACAGGAUCCGCCGCGCACGCCUCUAG